AUGUCCACAUCCUUUCUGCCCGUACACCUUCUAGUGCUUAUCCAUGGCAUGUGGGGUCAUCCUUCGCAUCUUCAUCAAUUGGUCCGCCGUAUGGAGCACAAACAUCCUUUUUCGGCUACCAACGGUACCAGGCUUUGGGUUCUCAACGCGCGAACUAAUUCUGAAGAGUUGACCUACGAUGGCAUUGAUUGGGGAGGAGAGCGCGUCGUGGAGGAGAUUGAUGCAGAAGUGAGGGAUAUAACGGCUGGAGGAGGGCGUGUUACACGUUUAUCUGUAACAGGAUACAGUCUGGGCGGACUUAUUGCACGUUAUGUUGUUGGCAUCCUCCAUCAGCGGGGCUUUUUCCACGACGUAGAACCAAUAAACUUCAACACCAUCGCUACCCCUCAUAUAGGCAUGCCUCGAUAUGCAUCACUAUUAUCAGCCCUGAUGGCUGCAUGCGCAAAACAUCUUUCCAGAACGGGGGAGCAAUUGUUUUGUUUGGACACAUGGUCUACUACGGGGAGAUCGCUUCUGGAUGUUAUGGCCGACCCUGACCAUAUAUUCUACAAAGCACUAGCGUCUUUCCGACACGUCCGAAUAUAUGCCAAUGCCGUCAACGACGUCACCGUACCAUAUGUCACAGGAGCUAUAGAACUGCAAGACCCAUUCGCGGAUACGGCUAGCAGUGGAGUUCAGAUCGAACUAGACGAAAGUUAUCCACCAAUAAUCAGCAAGUACACUCUUCCGCCGAAUCCUGUGAAACCGCCCACAUUAUCCAGGGAUUGGUUUCGGAGGUUCAGCCCAUCCUCGAAAGGCCUGUUUCUCCCAUUGCAGAACAUAAAGCUUCCGCUCCACAAAAAAAUUGCUUUGUACACCUUGCUUCCUGUGCUCCUGGCGCUCGGUGUUUCUUUUGCGCUCCGCAGAUUCAAGAGAGAUUCCAAGACAUCGAGAUCAAGGCUAAGAGACCUCGAGUCGGAUGCCUCCAGGAGUCGAAGGCUCGUAUACAUAUUUGAGCAACUGGAGCAUCGGGCGGAAGAUGUUGUCAUAGACGUUCUGGAAGGUGUCAGGCAGUCGGGCUCUGAUGGAGUAGUCUCAUCUGCAGUACCCCCACAAGGGGUAGAAACUAGCCAAAACACGACAAUCAACGGAGUAUCAGAGCUCACCAGUAGCAACACAGCGCUAGCUGCCCACUCAGCUGUGUCGCCAUCUCUACCUUUACCUGACCGGCCUCAACUCCGACGCACAAUAGACCAGCCCAAGCUAACCGACGUGCAAAGACGCAUGGUAGAACAACUGAAUAGGUUGCCCCUCAUCAAAACCCUGGCCUAUUUCCACGAGGCACGGAACGCUCAUGCGCUCAUUGUAUGUCGAGACGCGGAUUACUUCCCCGAAAUGAGGGCUGGAAAAAAUGUCGUAAAAUAUUGGUCAAAUGUGUUCGUGGUGUAG
Messenger RNA from Pleurotus ostreatus (oyster mushroom), 1428 nucleotides. RefSeq lists its product as uncharacterized. The coding region runs from base 1 to 1428 and encodes 475 amino acids. The transcript has 7 exons. NCBI's taxonomy places the organism in Eukaryota, Fungi, Basidiomycota, Agaricomycetes, Agaricales, Pleurotaceae. The record is from RefSeq and is a predicted model, not a curated record.